Molecule: messenger RNA, 1507 nt
Organism: Mytilus trossulus (common blue mussel)
Lineage: Eukaryota; Metazoa; Mollusca; Bivalvia; Mytilida; Mytilidae
Product: excitatory amino acid transporter 1-like
Exons: 11
Coding region: 68-1483 (471 amino acids)
Biological process (GO): L-glutamate transmembrane transport
Cellular component (GO): plasma membrane
Molecular function (GO): L-glutamate transmembrane transporter activity; glutamate:sodium symporter activity; neutral L-amino acid transmembrane transporter activity
Source: RefSeq, a predicted model, not a curated record
AGUGUUUAUUUUUAGCUUUCGCGUGUAGUGCUGAUUGUGUAAUAUGUUGAUAUCUGUUGUCUAAGAUAUGGCACAAAGUUGCAAGCAAUGUUUGAAUACUAAUUUAUUAGUAAUUCUCACGUUACUUGGUGGAGCUAUUGGUUUAUCUGUGGGAUUUUCUUUAAGGAAAUGGACAUUAACGAAAGAUACUCUGCUAUGGAUAGGAAUACUUGGGGAAAUGUACAUUCGUAUGCUGAAAAUGAUGAUUGUUCCUUUGAUGGUUUCUUCUAUAAUUACAGCAACAGCAUCCCUCGACUUGAAAGCCAAUGGUAAAAUAAGUGCGGUCUGUUUGAUAUUUACAAUGGUGUGUAAUUUGCUGCCAAGUAUUUUAGGUUGCAUCCUUUGUGUAAUAAUAGAACCAGGAAAAAGUGUCCAUAUAUCAACAGAAUUUGCAACUGUUCACGAUCAAAGUACAGAAACACAGGAUAUAUUUGCCGAUCUUUUAAGAAAUGUGUUUCCUGACAACCUUAUUGUAUCGACAUUUGAACAGGCACACACAAAAUACAGGAUUGCUGAAAGAAAUCUAAGUCUAGUCAAAAAUGAAUCAAGCUUUAUAACAAUAAUUAAAGAAAAAGAAAAAAUACUUGGGUCUGCAAAUGGUACAAAUAUAAUUGGAUUGAUAAUAGCAAGCAGUAUAUUUGGAAUGGCAACCAGUGCAACAAAGGAACACGGUAAAGCCUUCUACAACUUCUUCACCUCAGCUACUUGUGUCAUUCUACAGAUGUUGCGAUGGCUUAUUUGGUUUACACCUGUUGGAGUAGCUAGUCUUCUUGCAAGGACAAUAGCUAGCUCAGCAGACACAAGUGAUGAGUUCCGACACCUAGGCAUGUUUAUAGCUACAGCCUUGCUUGGGUUUGCUUUAUGGUCGUUAGCAGUUGUUCCAUUGGUUUAUUUCAUCAUUUACAGAUCAAAUCCAUUCCGUUUUCUCUUCACACUGGUUGAACCAGUCUUAAUAACUUUUGCAACAAGUAGCACAGCCAUUGCAAUGCCAGAAACAUUGCACAGCUUGGAAGUGAUAAACAAACUAGACAAAAGAGUUACCAGGUUUGUCGUGCCAUUAUCGGCCUCUAUAGGUAGGAGUGGCACAUGUCUUUAUAUCAGCAUAUCAUGUUUGUUUGUUGUACAACUAGUUGGAAUGGAACUAACAUUUACAAGACUUGCCCUAGUAUGUAUUUUAUCAACGAUAUCAGCAUUAGCUAACCCACCUGUAACUGGUGCCAGUCUUGUCAAUAUAAUCAUCAUACUAACAGCAUUAGAUAUACCACCAGAGGCGGCUUCCUUAUUAUAUGCAUUUGAUUGGCUAUUAGACAGAUGUAGAUCAAUAACCAAUCUAUUUUCACAUGCUCUUUGUGUUGUUGUCACUUAUGAACUGAGUAAAUCGGCAUUGUCUGAAGAUAAUCAAGAAGUCACAGAACAUAUAUUAAACACAGAGAUAACAAUUUAAAUUAUGUCUUUUUUUAUUAUUGAA